Messenger RNA from Schistosoma margrebowiei, 804 nucleotides. Lineage: Eukaryota; Metazoa; Platyhelminthes; Trematoda; Strigeidida; Schistosomatidae. The record is from the annotation of a GenBank genome assembly.
AUGGAACUGCCAAUCGUUUUAGUGGUGAAGAUUGAUAACAUCAGUAGGGAUUUCCAGAGGCGUGAAAUAACAUCAAGGCAUGGAAAUUAUGAAAGACCUCGCGGGCAUAGGUCUCGUAGUCGAUCCAGUUCUCUUCCUAUUGAUCGUAAUUUAUUGAUGACUUGGGACUAUGACGACUAUGUUCAACAAGUUAGUCGUGGUAUGCGACCAAAUAUGUAUGGUGACUUGGGAAGUCGAGUUGCCGGUCCAAGUGCUUAUUUACAAAUUCCCCAAAGUCAUGAAAAUGAUCUGAAAUACGAAGAAAAAGUAGAUGCGUUUUUACGUGGUAUUGGAUCACGUCCAAAAGUUGCAGGACAUGAUCACCACUACUCACGCAGUCCUAGCCGUAGCUGUUCAUAUAGUCCACCUCCACCUCAUCCCCACAACCGUCGUCGUGAAUAUUGCAGGGGUUCAUCAUCCUACUCCAGAUCCAGGUCUCCUUCCGGUCCAAGCAUACUUUUAUCCAAGGUUCGACGUGGAGAGAUAGAUCCUGAUGCUUACCGUCACCGCCCACCAUCUCAAUAUUUAUCUCCUCGUAGGAGAGACCAUACAUGUUCUCACAGCCGCUCUCCUGCAAGCUUCGGUCGUGAACUUCCAGCACAAUGGAGAAAGCCUUCACAGGCUUCCGUAGCUCAUUCAACUGGAAAUAGACAACGACACCAGCAAAUAGAGGGGCGAGUUCCUUCACACCAAGCACGAUCCCCUCGUGUUGUCUCAAGUGGAGGGUCACGAACGUACACUACAAGCAAUCGUCAUCACAAAUAG